CUUUUAGGCGAAAAAUUGUAUGAAUGAUAUUCUAAAACAAUUUUUUUUUUUCGAAAAAUAUUUGCUCACUUAACAUUAUAUAUGACUAUAUUAUAUAACAAUAUCAUAUAACCCCUAAAUUCUUUUGAAACAACAUAAGUAAUAAAAUUUGGUAGAAUGUAUAGCUAUAAUACUUUUUGAUAUACAUAUUGUGAUCAUGAUGAUACCUAAGGAAAUUAAUAUGUGUAUCCCUCCUCCACCAACACAAGCCAAUAAUAAUAGGAUUUGGGGUCAGUUGGCCAUCAUAAAAAUAAUGAUAUGAAUUCCUAAACUCUUAAACCGAGAAGGUUUAUCUGACUAGUAUUCUAACAGGAUUCUUUUUUCAUUUUUGAAUAAUUCGUCCACUCUUUAUUUUUUAUGGGUAUAUUUUGUCCAUCACUUAUUUGUAUGGGCCUUGCCAAUUUUUAACUUUAACAUGAUGAACUGAAAAACAAUCAUGGCCCUAGCUGGAAUCACAUUCGGUUGAAAGAAUAACUAUCACAUUAGUUUUUAGACCUUUAGGAAUAACUUUGGCCCCAUUGAUAGAAUUGGUAGAAGCCCUCAACCCACAUAACAACUUUGGGACCAGCUUACCGCAAAUAUGUGAUAAAGGUUAAUAAAAAUAAAUAAACCUUUUGAGAGAGAAAGCAAUUAUGGAUAAUAUUAUAUGAUGACAUUUAAUUUAAAAUUUUUUGUAAAUGCUUUAAACGAAUAAGAAAUUUUUUUUAUUUUUCUCUAUCAUUUCACAAGAUUUGAGAAAUUAGAUAUGAGGAAUUAAACCUAUUGAAAAAAAGAAUUGGUAUGAAAAUCAAACCUAUUGACAAAGAAAAUUUGUAUAAAUCAUAUAAUGCUAGGUUUUUUAAUUUUUAAAUUUUAAAUUAUUAGCCCGAAAAAGGAUCAAUAAAACAUUUUUAACAUGAUCCUAUAAAUCAUAAUCAAAUGAACAUAGAGUAAAAAUCUUUGUUGAUGGAUGCAAUAGAAUCAACAAUGAUAUAUAGGCCUAAAAGAAUAGGAUUUGUGGCUCCCCACACCCAGUUAAUUAUACAUAUAUAUACCACAUGUAAUUAUUUGGAUGAAAAACAAGAAGAUCGUAUAUGAAGUUACCAUACAUUAUAAAGAGCAUCGAAUAAUACAAUUGUUCCUUGCGGCCCACAUAAAAAAGAAUAUUGCGUCUCUUCUCUAUAUAAAGGUGGGCAAGCAUGACAUUAUUGUUUGCAAGUGAGACAGUUAGUUGUUUGGAGUUCACAGAAGAACGUGAUAUCAACUCAAGGUAAGUGCCUAUUUCUGAUCACUCUCCCUAUAUAAUUAGCUCAUCUUGUUCAUCUUAAUUAAUAUCAAGUAUUGUGGAACCUAAAUCUGCCGGCCCUAAAUCCUAAAAGGUUAGGAUCGUUUUAUAGGCUUUUCAUUUGAUAGAGAUUUAAUACAGAGUUAUUAUAGGGCCAAAUAACCCAAUAAAUUUGUUAAAGAAAACAUAUAUUACAAAAAAAAUACAUGUAAGGAUUCGUAUUCAAUUAUACUCACUUUUGUCAUUUUUCGUCACUAUUUUUCUUGCCCGUUUAUUGACCGUCCACUACUGACCAGUUACUGACCCACAACCCGCACUGACCGGACCCAUUAUGACCUUUUAUUAGAGGUGAUCAACAUGGAUCAUGUCCGAAAAUAGGCUAGGCGGUUUUAUGCACACUGUAACACCAAGAUCUACACAAAGAUUAAGAAAACUUAUUCUUUACUUGAAGAAAUCAAAGCGAACUCGAGAUUACAGCUCACUUGAUGGAUUAUGAUACUAUUUCUCCUGACGAUGAAAUUGCAAACGGUAAAGCUGUGUUUCUAGUCAAAUCUGCCGGCCAAAGCGAUAAAAAACCCAUUCUGGACAGUAUGGCUCUAUUGAAGUCAAUGUAGUUUGGGGUUGAACCUAAUUGUGAUGGUUCCCAAUUAAUCUCGGUGCAGUGUUACUAGCUAGCUAGUAUAACUAAAUAAAACAUGGGUUCUCAAUCCCUGCACUAGUUUUCACAUUUCCUAUGCGAUCAUGUACUAUUUAAAUAUAAUAAUAUGUUUUUGCUUAGACAAUGCAACGGAAUAUGCAGGUCUUUUUUUUCUCGUCCUCGCCAAUUAACCCUUUCCCAAUUGUGAUCAUCGUAGAAGUUCGUCGGACUAAUUAGCUAGGCAUUUUAAAAUAAAUCCAAACAGCGAGGCCAAUAAAAUUACCCUAUAUACAUUAAUCGAUCCUCUAAGACAGUAAAUGUUGUUAUAUAUAUUAAAUGGAUAGAUAUGAACCGAAGAUGUGCUUCAAAUGGAAAGAAAUAACUAAUAAGAUAAAAUUGUAUCUUGCUGAAAAUCUCAACUCUACAAUACGAUAGAAUUUUUGAAGAUAUUCUCAUAUUUUAUUAAAAAUAUUACUUUUCUUCUAUUGUCGUUUUAAUUUUUCUAAAUUGAUUUGAUCAAUCGUAUACUCUUAAGAGAAAGAGAAAGAGAAAAAAUCGGUAUGAAUCCAAAUUUUCGACUAAGAAAUUUUACAUGUAUCAUAUUAUAAAAUACUUCAUCCGUUCGAAAUAAGCAGAUUGAGUAAUUGACACUAUUCAUCAACUAACUUUGACUCAAUCUUCUCGCUACUAGAUAAAGAAAGUCAUAGUCAAGUGGCAUAUUCUUAGAUUCGUGGGCUGAAUGGGUACCAAAAAUUCGGCAGGACCCUUCUAUUCAGCAGCUCACAGCAAGCAUCAACCAGGGACAACCCCACCUUAAGGGCUACUACCUGAAGUAAGGUCACCUCAUGUACAAGGGAAGGUUGGUCAUCCCAAAACACUCACCACUGGUCCGCCUCUUAUUACAAGAAUACCAUGACAGUCCUUUGGGGGGUCACUCAGGUGAUUUAAAAACAUAUAAAAGAAUCGCAGCCCAGUGGUUUUGGCCAGGUAUGAGGAAGGAAAUUCAGUUGUAUGUUCAAGCAUGCCACAUCUGCCAAUAGAAUAAACAGUCCACAUUGAGCCCAUGGGGUCUUCUCCAACCCUUACCUAUACCCACCCAGGUAUGGGAAGAGAUUAGCAUAGAUUUUAUGGAGGGAUUACCGACAUCACAAGGUAAAAAUGUAGUGCUGGUUGUAGUUGACAGACUCACAAAGUAUGCUCAUUUUAUGAGCAUCAAGCAUCCCUACACUGCCCCUAUAAUAGCAUACCUGUUUGCAAGAGAAAUCAUAAGGCUACAUGGUACGCCCACUACCAUUGUCUCUGACAGGGACAAGAUUUUCCUCAACAAUAUUUGGAAGGAAAUAUUCAAGCUACAGGGGUCUGCGUACUACUACCACCCUCAGUCCGAUGGCCAAACUGAGGUGGUGAACAAAAGCUUAGAAUCCUAUUUGCGAUGCUUUAUUAAUAAGGAGCCUAAAUCAUGGGCCAGAUGGUUACACUGGGCAGAAUAUUGGAAUAAUACAAGCCUACACUCAUCCACUAAGUGUACACCAUUCAAAGCUCUCUAUGGGAGGGACCCUCCACACCUCACCCCAUACACAAGAGGGGGCACUCCUAUAUCUACACUGGAGGAGCAGUUAGUGGAGCGAGAUGCUGUAGUGGAUGAUCUGAAGGCACACUUAAUCAGGGCACAACAACUAAUGAAGGGCUAUGAGGAUGGUAAAAGGCGGGAGGUAAGUUUUGAAGUGGGUGACCUUGCAUACCUCAAACUGCAACCCUACAGGCAGAAAUCUCUAGCCAAGAGGAGGAAUGAAAUGUUGGCAGCAAGAUAUUAUGGGACUUUCGAAGUUCUGGAGAAAAUUGGUCCAGUAGCAUACAAGUUAAAACUCCCAGCAAAAGCAAGAAUCCACCCAGUAUUCCACGUCUCACAACUGAAGCACUCAGUGGGACCCCAACCAACCAACCCCACCAUACCACCCCAAAUCUCUCCUGAGCUGAUCCUGGAAAUUGAACCAGAAGAACUCUUAAGCACCAGAGCACCUCUCCAGCACACAGGCCACCCAACAGAAGUCCUUAUUAAAUGGAAGCACCUACUAGCUUAUGAAGCAGCUUGGGAGGAUUUCUCUGCCAUAACUGCCAGGUUCCCGGUUCCCGCUUUCCACCUUGAGGACAAGGUGGCUCUCUUGGGGAGGAGUAAUGCUAGAUACGUACCUGGUGAGAAAUUAAUUACGUAUGCAAGAAGGGACAAAAAAGGAGGGUAUUCACCACACCUUCUAGAAGAAUGAUAGUCAGCACCGAUGAUGAGGCAAUCAUUGGGAAGGGUAUAUUCCUUAUUCCUGGCAGCUAGCAGAAAAGGACAGAGAGCAGGUGGCAGCAAAUGAUUAGAGGAAUGGUAGUAUAAAUAGAGCAGUAGAAUAAGAAAAGGGUAGGUAAUCAUUUGUAAGAAAAGUUGCUUAAGGAGAGACUCACCUCUCGAAUGUGAGAUUAGUUUGUAUUAACCAUUGGUCCACUGCACAUUUUAAUACAUCCAUAUCCCUGUUUUACCCUAUUUCUCUGUGUUACAUUUGAGUUUCUAGCAGGGUUGGGCUUUACACUAGGUUAGAGUCAACGUGAGAAAGGUACGUGGUACAGGCCUAUUUAUGCACCAUUAAUCUCUUUUCAUUUUUUCAUCCAUUAUAUCUCAUAGUCUGCUUAGGGGUCAGGGCUAUUAGUUCCAUUAGUUUGUGAUUAGAUCGCCUAGAUUGCACUUUGCACACCUUUUGAAUGUCUAUCUGAACGCAAAUGUUUUUAGCCAGUGUUGGUUUGUUCAGUAUACUUGUCUAAGGCCUGUAAAAUUUGUUGCUUUUUUGCUGUAGUGAUGGGGUAAUUUAAAUUGGUGCUGAUGAAAGAUAAUUUGUCUUUCUUGUGAUGCAGCUUCUAGAAAUUGCAACGGUUGCAGAUGAGAAUGUGACUACUGUUCAUUCGAAUUCCUUGUUUGUUUGCGUUAACACUCAAAAGAGCAGUUUACAUCUGUUCUUCAUUAUCUAUCCUUUUUAAUGUCAGAAGUCUUAUUGUGAAGCUCUUCAUCGUACGCUAAAGGAUUGCUUGUAUAAGAUUUAUCUUGAUUGUAUCAAGUCAAUGAAUUUAAGUCCAUUGAGAAGUUCAAGAUUUUCAACACCAACAACCUGUGGGUGAACUUGAAUGCAAUCAAAUGGCUUGUAGAACCUGAUGCACUUAAGAUGGAAAUUAUUCCAAACCCCAAGUUUGUCGAAGGAGUUAAGGUUUUUCAACUGAAAAUUGAUGUUGGUGCUGCAAUUAAGGUAUUUGUCAUGCAUUAAUAGUUUUUUUUUUCUGUGCAUUAGUAUUAGGGGGGUGAUCUUAAUGUUCAUGCUUGUUUUCCUUGACAAUUCUUUGAUAAUUCUAUAUUAAUGUACCACGAUCACGAUUUCUUCCAGUGAAGGCAACUUCAGAGUUCAGAUUUGCUUCUUGUCUAGUCGGAUCUAUACACUGUUGCCGAUGGCUUCGUUAUAAAAAAACUCAACUAGAAACAACCCUGCAAUCCCUGAUGUAUACUAUUUUUUAUGCAGACUUAGCCAUGUAAUAUAUGCAUAGUUCAGUGACGGAUUUAGUAUUUAACACCAUGGUGCAUGUGCACCAGCAAUAAAAAAAAAGAAAAAAAAAAUUUCAACCAAUUUACACACGUUUUUUCACAGGUCCAUUUUCAGUUUUCACAUUUCUCAACUCUUUUUUUUUUCUCACAUCUCACUUCUUCUCAGUUCUCCCUUUCCCUCUCAUAGAAUCUCAGAUGCAGUGACCUUCAGUUCUCCCUCAUACGGCGUCACCGGUGGCGGCGCGCGAACCUAAAGACGAUCGUAAAAUCGUGACUUGGAGUCUCGGACCUCCUACUAUUGCAUGGUUACUUUGUAUUGCGUAAUCGGUGUUGCCAGUUGACGUGUUGUGACUUGUCGAUCAGCAGCCGAAGAAUCAGUCGAAAAUUGGUGGACGAUGGUGGACGGACAGCCUCCAAGAGUCGUGACUAAGUAUAUAUUAAUCUGCUCAAUUUGCUUGAUUUCUUGUUUUAUUUUAUAGAUUAAGGUGUAUCAAUUUCAUGAGGAUUGGAAAAUAAAUUGCAAUUUCACUUGUUAUGGGUGUUCAUAUAUCAGAUUAUAUAAUUUAGAA
This is a messenger RNA of Beta vulgaris subsp. vulgaris (sugar beet), 6077 nucleotides long. Its product is annotated as transposon Tf2-1 polyprotein. The record is from RefSeq and is a predicted model, not a curated record. The coding region runs from base 3068 to 4204 and encodes 378 amino acids. Gene Ontology annotation, molecular function: nucleic acid binding. The transcript is spliced from 4 exons. Gene Ontology annotation, biological process: DNA integration. Lineage: Eukaryota; Viridiplantae; Streptophyta; Magnoliopsida; Caryophyllales; Amaranthaceae.